AUGCGUCGCCCUUCGGCAGACCUCACCGACCCUUCGCGCAACCUGGAGGAGUCGGUCGGCUCGCCGUCAUCUACCUUGGAGCCGCCAGACGUCGACUUGUCCAUGCCUCCGACCUCUGAUGAGGAGAUGGACGACGCGAUCGACGACGCGGACGGUCGCAUCUUCACCCCGCCACCGCACAUCGCCGCCCGCUUUUACCGUCCGUCCCAGGCUCGUCGCAAGGACUCGGCCGCCUCGUCACGUCGCAAUUCCAUCUCCUCGGUCCAUUCUCGCUGCUCCUCUACCCAAACCUUCAACCGCCAUGGCGCCCCCCAGAGCAAGCAGAUCGCACAGCAUCUCCGUCGCACGUCCUUUCUCGAAGACCGAAAAGCACGCCUCGCCGACCGUGCCGCCCAUGCCGAAAAGGUUCGUCUGAGAGCCGCCAUGGCCAAGGCCAACCACCGUGACACCUCUCUCUCCGAAGAGCGAGCCCUCGCUGCCCAGCAGGCCCGCGAGCGGAACCUGGCUGAGAUUGUCGCCUCGUGUGCCGAAGAGGUCAAGAGGGCCAAGGCCGUUGCCGAGACCAUGAAGGACAAGAGGGAGCGCGAGCUGGUCAAGCUUCGUAUCCAGAUGGAGGAGCGUCUGGCUGAGGCUGAGCGUCGGAGGGAGGAGCUCAAGAACCGACAUGCCACCAAGCGGGCCCGCGGCCAGAGCUUGGUCUCGCGCAAGACGACCGAGACGUCCUCCAACCCCGCCGACACUGAUGCCGACGUUGACGUCGACGCCGACGCCGACGCAGACGCCUCUCCCCUGAGCGAGACCGACGCCGCCGCGAGACUGCAAUGGUGGUGGAAGAGCCACAUGAGGAAGAAGGCUGUCGCCAACUUCUCGGAACUGGGACUCACCAUCGAGGGCGUGCGGGACACGUCCUUUGACGAAGUCCUCGAGUUGCUGGGCCAGGAAAAGGUGCUCGUACGCACCGCUCGAAUACUGCGCAUCUGCGGCUUGCAGGAGGGCGACACAGGGUCGGUCGACGAGAUGGCCGCCGUCCGUACCUUUCUCAGCGCCUUCCUCAUUCUGGGCCACCCCACACAGGUCCUGAGCAACAAGGACGGCACGGGGAACAGGGAACAGGUCGGAUUGUUACAGCCUCAACCGCUGCCCAGUAACGAUCUUGCUAAUCCCCAGCUGCAGGACCUCGUGACCAAGGCCCGGGAUCUCCUGAUUUCUUUCGAGAAUAUUAUGUCGCGCCUGACUGCCGCUAACAACUACACCCCUCCACCGACCCUACGGAGUGCGCUGCCCGAGAUCUACGCCACCUUCUACAACGCGUUCCUCGCGUGGAAGUCUCGCGACUCGGAGUCGCUCGUGCAGCUGAUGCUCCUGCAGUUUGUCGAGCUCGAUAUGAUCCUGCAGACGGUCCAGGAAAGCACCGACGACGCCGCCGCAGAGCAGUAUCGCGAGAGCGUCAAGAGCAACCAAGUCCAGCUCAUUGUGCGGAUCAAGAAGCUCGCCGGCCAGGAGAGGGGCAAGAAAAUGAUUGCGGACGCCGUUCGCAAGGCACGCAAGGCGCGGGCCGCUAAGAAGCCCACGGGCGACAUGAAGCCCCGCGUCGCCGAGAACGCUCCCGGAGAGGCGUCUGCCACUGCCGAGAGCCUCGUGUCCCCGGAGUUGCAGACGCAGACGCUCACGCCGCCGCCGACGCCGGCCAAGGGGCACACGAAGCCGCAGCCCAUCGAGAUCAAGCCCGGAUUCAGCGGCCUGCUCCCCGACAACAGGAUUGUGGUGCACGAGCUCGCCAUCAACCGAGAGUAUCGCAUCCCCGCCAGCGAGUAUAGGGAGCACCGCACUGCCCUUCAGAUACCCCUGUUUGCUGGUAUGCGGGCGAGCAUGGCAGAAGACAACCUUGACGCCAGCUUUGGCUACUUCAUCAUCAUGAUGCGUUACCUCAAAGACAACCUACAACGGCUGGUUAAGGCGGGCGCGUACAUGCACAAUACGAUAGGCGAGAUAUUGGACGUAGAGGUGGCUGAGCGCCAGUUCCAGAUGGGGAGCUUCUCGUACGAGAAGUUUUUUGUCUCGAUGGCGUCUCUGCUGCCCAAGCUGUGCGCGCCGUUUCGUGAUGACGAGGUCAAGGACUUGGUGGACAACAAGCUCCAGAACGGAAGCCUCGUGGACCGGGUCGAGGCGCUGACAGAGUUUGUGGACCUGAUGCUCUGCGAUUACGUAAACUACAUGUUCUCAACGGCGGCGCCGCAGCUCAUCGAGUCUGCCCCCGAGUACGAGAAGAAGAGGUUUGCGACGGCGUUGGAGAGCGGUCAACACGGGCUCAACGCGGCCGAAGCGGCGUGGCGUACGGCGCGCUCCAAGGUGCUGGCCGAAGCCCGCAAACGAGAUCCCGAAGGCAUCAAUCACGCAAAGUCUCGGCCGACGGACGACAAAAUCUACGCACAACUGCUCGUCGAUUGCUUUACUCAGCCGGCACCUAUCGCCGCCGACACAGUACCGGAGAUGCUGGGCCUGGACUAUAAGCGCAUGACGCGCUUGUCUCUGACGUCGCAGCGCAUCGUCACGACGGGAGCGAUCCUACUACAAUGCAAGAACCUCCUCAAGCGGGACGUGCGCACGCCGUGGAAGACGGAGGCAACGCGCAUCACAGCUGUGCUCGAGGCGGAUCACGAGAACAUAGACUCGAUAGUACAAGGCGUCAUGGCGGCGCUCGAAGGUGGGCGCUCGAUGCCAGCGGCGACCAAGACGCACCUCAAGGCGCUGGUCACCAAGGUGCUCAAGGCCAGCCACGACUCGAUGAAGAAGGGCGUGGAGCCGACGGAGCCGGUUUUGCGACUCUUGUUGGCGCGACUCCGAGGUCACAUGAACGCCAGGCUGACGGCAGGAUCGGCCAAAGAGAAGCUCAACGCUGCGACGACGGCGCACGAGAAGCUGGCCGGGCUGGGGCUGGCCGAGUUUGCGGUGCAGGCACGGGAGAUGCUGGACGAGAUCUCCAAGGUGGGCGCCGUGGACAGAGCGGCGCACGGGUUGUGGUGGAACGAGGUGGCGGCCAAGGUGGCAGCAGAGGGCGAGGCAGGCAACGGAAGCCCGUGUUGA
Molecule: messenger RNA, 3084 nt
Organism: Colletotrichum higginsianum IMI 349063
Lineage: Eukaryota; Fungi; Ascomycota; Sordariomycetes; Glomerellales; Glomerellaceae
Product: IQ calmodulin-binding domain-containing protein
Exons: 1
Coding region: 1-3084 (1027 amino acids)
Source: RefSeq, a predicted model, not a curated record